AUGAGCGACACCGAUAAGAAGACCGACGGUCCUCCGCCCAGCUCCGCCUCUGCCUUCGACUACCGCGCUCUGCCUGACUGGGACGAUGACUUCUACGAUGAAGAGGGCAUGAUCGCGUUUGCGUCCGCGCUGUCAGCGCCGGAGAAUCUCGCUGCCUCGCCGUCGGAGGAGGAUCUGCUCAACCCGCAGUCCAAGAAACCCCCGGCUGAGCUGAUCACGGCACUGAAUGACUGGCGUCCCGUGCGACAACGCCAGGUCCGUAGACAUGGGGACAACCGCAAGAGCAAGGUGGGCAAGCGGAAACCGAGGCGAGGGAGAGAUGAGACACGAGAAGGGUGGACCUAUGGCCUAGUGAAAUAUCCUCUGCUGUUCUUCGUCUUCGGCUGGAUCUCCUUCUUGGGCAUCUGCUAUCUGUUCACGCGCUUCUACAUAUAUCUGUACGAGCAGUAUGUGACUUGGAGAGGACAGCGAGACAGGCUGAGGAAGAGGCUGCGAGUGCAGGAGAACUACCAAGACUGGAUCCACGCGGCAAAAGACCUUGAUCGGCAUUUGGGCAAUGACAACUGGAAGGCCGACGAUGAGGGUAGCUACUACGACUGGAAGACCUUGAGGUCGAUUGUCAGAAACCUGCGAAAGCUGCGUGCCGAAGCACAAAAAGACGAGGCUGAUUCCGACCAUCGGAACGGGCGCGGAGGCAGAAGAGCCAUCGAUGAGCUGCGUGCUACUCUGGAGACAUGCGUAAAGGCCAAUUUCGCAGGCAUAGAGAACCCGCGUCUAUACUCGGAGACGUACUACGGGACGAAGAACUUGCUCCAGACGUACGUUGACGAAACUGCAGAGUCGCUGACGUUUCUGUUCUCAAGCGACCAGCUCACACAUGCUGACAAGCGCACCUUGUCGAAACACCUUUCCGCCAACCUCGGACGAACAGCACUUUGCCUGAGUGGUGGUGCCACAUUCGCCUACUACCACUUCGGUAUCGCCAAGGCUGUUCUGGACGCAGGCCUCCUCCCGAAUGUCAUCACUGGCACUUCAGGUGGUGCUUUGGUGGCUGCACUACUCGGAACGAGGACGGAUGAAGAGCUGAAGAAGCUCUUGGUGCCCGCCGUUGCGUUCAGGAUCACUGCUUGCCACGACCCUUUCCGUGUAUGGUUCUGGCGCUGGUGGCGGACAGGUGCACGAUUUGACUCUGUCGACUGGGCAAAGCGAUGCGCAUGGUUCUGUCGUGGCAGUCUCACAUUCCGCGAAGCGUACGAGCGCACAGGACGCAUCCUCAACGUAUCUUGCGUGCCUUCCGACCCGCACUCCCCGACUAUUUUGGCCAACUACCUGACUGCUCCAGACUGUGUAGUGUGGUCUGCAGUCCUGGCAUCGGCUGCUGUGCCCGGCAUCUUGAACCCUGUCGUACUAAUGCGCAAGACUAGAGAUGGCAAGCUGGAACCAUACAGCUUCGGUCACAAGUGGAAAGACGGAUCCUUGCGAACGGACAUCCCACUGAAGAGCUUGAACCUCCACUUCAACGUCAAUUUCUCCAUCGUUUCACAAGUCAAUCCACACGUCUCCCUGUGGUUCUUCUCGUCGCGUGGCACAAUUGGACGACCCGUUACGCACCGCCGUGGCCGCGGCUGGCGCGGAGGGUUUCUCGGGUCAGCGAUUGAGCAGUUUAUCAAGCUUGAUCUCAACAAGUGGCUGAAAGUCCUGCGGCAUCUGGAGCUUCUACCGCGACCACUAGGUCAGGAUUGGAGCGAAGUCUUCUUGCAACGCUUCUCGGGAACAGUGACCAUCUGGCCAAAGACGAAGGUCAGCGAUUUCUGGCACAUUUUGUCAGAUCCAUCAAUGCAACGACUGGCGGGCAUGAUUCGCGCUGGGCAGUUGGCGGCUUGGCCGAAACUGAAGUUCAUUAGCAAUCGCAUGGCAAUCGAAAAGGUCAUCGAGGAGGCGAGAGAGGCGACGCGACCUCCUGAACAGCCAUUCGCGUCGCCCAUGCCUCGCGAAGGAGGUCGCCUUCGAAGCGUGCUGAGCGAAGAAGAUCUUCAGAGCUUGUUGGAUAAAGCGCGUGAUAACAAUGGUAUCGUCGAGGUUCCUCCAGCACUAUUCUCACCCGCUGUGGAACGCGAGCAGCUAUCAUGGCAGAGACCAUUGCCUCAACGCCAAGAUUCUCCGUCUUUUGCCAAACGCAUGUCUGCCCUCUGGGGAACGUUGCAGACUGAUUCGCCUCGGACCAGCUCCGAGACUGUACGACCCUCACCACGUCAGCUCGUACCUCCGAAUACCCCUGCAGACAACAGGCGUUCUAGUGUUCUGACCAUGGAUGAAUUGGUCCGGCAGAGCAGGGUCUUUUUCGACGAUUAUGCCGAGGAGUCGGAGGCAGCGAGCGAGGUUGACACGUUACUUGACGAAUCUGCAGAGGACGAAGAAGAAGAAGAAGCAGAAGAAGGAGAAGGACUUGUGUCUGAGCGAGGACGUAUCCCGUAG
Molecule: messenger RNA, 2475 nt
Organism: Fulvia fulva
Lineage: Eukaryota; Fungi; Ascomycota; Dothideomycetes; Mycosphaerellales; Mycosphaerellaceae
Product: Patatin-like phospholipase domain-containing protein
Exons: 1
Coding region: 1-2475 (824 amino acids)
Biological process (GO): lipid metabolic process
Molecular function (GO): triacylglycerol lipase activity
Source: RefSeq, a predicted model, not a curated record